CCUAGCUCCACCCUCGAUUAUUCAGACUGAUUAUGUGUGUUUGUUGCGCGGAGAAGGGAGUCUGCGAGGAGAGAGAGAGAGGUAGUAACUAGGCUACACAUCUAACGGGGUAAACCUGGACGAAAGAACAGGUUUUUAUUGCACAUUUGAACGGUAACAAAAUAAAAUUGGAUUGUAUAGUAGGGUCGCUUGAAGAAGGGACAUUUCGCUGGGAGUUUUUCAAGCAGUGUGCCUUCUCAACCUUCGUACACAGACUUCUAGUAGUUUGGAAAGGCUAGCCCGCCGGGGAGAGUUUGUUGGUUAGCUCUAGCUGGUUAUUUUGUUGCGCGUUAGGCGCUCCAGUUGUUGUUGCACUAUGGCGCUCAAGGCGAGGGCUUUAUACGAUUUCCAUUCCGAAAACCCCGGUGAGAUAUCAGUGAAAGAAAAUGAAAUAGUGAGUCUGUACAGCGAACAGGACAUUGAAGGAUGGCUAGAAGGAUCCAACAGCAAAGGCGAGAGAGGUCUCUUCCCCGCGUCCUACAUCGAGAUCCUGAAGAACGAUACCGCGUCCACGUUUAACAACGACACAUCUGGAUCCCGAUACGCCAAUAUUCCAACCGGAGGUUUCGGGGACGCCUCCUCUUAUAAAAUCCAGAAUCAAACUGACAACUUGUCCAAAACAUCGGUAACAUCGCCCGGGUUUACAGCGCUCUCACCGCCUGCCCCAGCACAGCAGCAGCAGCAGCAGCAGCACAUUUAUCAAGCCAGCCAGGGCAGCGACGAAGACUGGGAUGAUGACUGGGAUGACAGCUCGACAGUGGCCGACGAACCCGGGGUUGUUGGGGGUAAUUACCAAGGGGACUUUGAUGGCAACGGACCGUCUAAAUACAGAAUGUCAACAUCUACAUCUAAACGUAGUAACGUUCAACAAGCCAAGAGCUCUGCCACGGUCAGUAGAAACCUCAAUAGGUUUUCAACAUUUGUGAAAUCAGGAGGGGAAGCGUUCGUGUUAGGCGAGGCAGCUGGGUUUGUGAAAGAUGGGGAUAAGAUAUGUGUUGUAACGGGACAAUACGGUCCAGAAUGGCAGGAAAACCCGUACCCCUUCGCCUGUACCAUCGACGACCCCACCAAGCAGACCAAGUUCAAAGGGAUGAAGAGUUACAUUGCCUACAAGCUGACGCCCACCCACACACAGACCCAGGUAAACAGAAGGUAUAAACACUUUGACUGGCUCUAUGGCCGGCUGGUGGAGAAGUUCCCUGUCAUCUCGGUGCCCCACAUCCCGGAGAAACAGGCCACGGGGCGGUUUGAAGAGGACUUCAUCUCUAAAAGGAGGAAAGGGUUGAUAUGGUGGAUGAAUCACAUGACCAGCCACCCGGUCCUGUCCAAGUGUGAUGUCUUUCAGCACUUCCUCACCUGCAACAGCACAGAUGAGAAGUCAUGGAAGCAGGGGAAGAGGAAGGCGGAGAAGGAUGAGAUGGUGGGGGCUAACUUCUUCCUCACUAUCUCCACACCCUCCGGACCCCCACUGGACCUGGGCGAGGUCGAGUCCAAGAUCGACGGCUUCAAAGCGUUCACUAAGAAAAUGGACGACAGCGUGGUCCAAGUCAACGCCACCACCAACGAAUUCGCCCGUAAACAGAUCACGGGGUUUAAGAAGGAGUACCAGAAAGUGGGCCAGGCGUUUAAAGUACUGGGCCAGGCGUUUGAGCUGGACCAGCAGGCGUAUUCAGUAGGGUUGAACCAGGCCAUAGCUUACACUGGAGAGGCAUACGAUGCUAUCGGAGACUACUUUGCAGAGCAGCCAAGACAAGAUGUGGACCCUUUAAUGGAUUUGUUACAGCUGUACCAGGGACAUCUGGCCAACUACCCUGACAUCAUCCACGUACAGAAAGGAGCACUGACCAAGGUCAAGGAGUCCCAGAAGCACGUUGAGGAAGGCAAGAUGGACGCUCCCCAGGCGGACGGCGUCAACGAGCGCUGUAACAUCAUCUCCUUCGCCACGCUGGCAGAGAUCCAGCACUUCCACCAGGUCAGGGUGAGGGACUUCAAGGCCCAGAUGCAGCAGUAUCUAACCGAGCAGAUUGGUUUCUUCCAGAAGAUCACAGGAAAGCUGGAGGAGGCCCUGGAGAAGUACGACAACGCUUAGAGCAGAGAGGUUUGAUUGGUCUAAAUCCGAUUGACCACGUUCUGAUUGGUCGAGAUCUCACAUCCGACCCCCCCCUCUUCCCCCGAUUGGUCCAGAUAUGACCCUUGUCCUCCCUCAGUCAGCCAAUCAUUGAAGCCCCAGGUGGACAUUACCUUCAACUGCCAAACAGCAAUACAAACCACUGUGAGAAGACAGACAACACUGAAUAAUCCCUUGAAGACUGGAUGUUGAUUCCAUGUAUGGUGGCUACUGUUUUGAAGGGGCUUGAGUUGACAUUUGGCUGUGUUUUAAUGGGUUUUAAUGCAGUGUUAUUCUUUUCUGGAUCAAAAUGGGGCUUGGGUGGUGGGCGUGGCAGGGGCGUGGCCAUGGGCGUGGCAAAAUGUAUCUGUUUUAAAGCACAUUUCCUGCAAUUCUACACAUUUUGCCAUGUGGCUGAGAGAACAUUUGCAGUUUAAAGCUUAUAUCCUGUAAUUCUACACAUUUUGCCAUGUGGCUUCUGUCUGCUAUCUGAGUGACUGAAACAUUCUAAUGAAACCAAUGGGGGGGGCCACGCCACGCCACGCCACGACAAAUACUCCUGAAUGCAUCAUUUUUAAUUUUAGAUUCUCCCUGACAGUCUCGCUUUUUAUUAUGGUGAUUGUUACUUUUCAAAGAGGCUGUUAUUUAAAAAUAUCUAUCUAUUAGGAUUUUCUACAUACUUUAUAUCUUGUUUUAGUCAUUUUAAGUUUACACUGAAAUGUUUUUCCAUAUUAUAUAUUUUUUUUUUACUUUUUGGACAUAGGCGGUCCGAAAAACCCACUGAUGCAGCGGACAGCCCAAUACUUUUCUACGUAGAGGAAACACUGGGGUGGUUUAGUAGGUGAGCCACUCAGACGCCAGACUACAAAAGCAGAAGGUCAUAAAGCUUCUAAAAAAGCUUGUGUUUUGUGUUGAUCGAUGACAAGGCAAACCUCGGUUGGUUGUAAGUAUUGAUUUAAACGAGCGAUUGGUUUGGUAGGUGUAGUAGUCUAACGAGUGGGCGGAUAUGCUAUUAUCAGAAUCGUGACUUAAGACCGAAAAUCCAAAUAUGUUGUGUAAACUUGUAUCCCUCCUGCUGCUUAUACUAACGACGGUAACAUGGGAAGGUAUUGUGUUCUUUAACCUUGUAGAUCACACUAUGUAGACUAAACCUUUUUAACAGCGUGACCAAGUUUACUAGUUAAGAUAAAGUUCCACAAAGUGACAGUGAUUUGUUCAGAGGGGGAAGUCUCUACCGUAAAGCCAGGCUGUUUAGUGGCUUUAAACAGUUCAAAUGCUAACUUCUGCUUAUAACACUUGAGCUCCUCAUAGUGUGUCCCAAAUGGCACCCUAUUCCCUAUAGUGUGCACUACUUUUGACCAGAGCCCUAUGGAUAGUGCGCUAUAUAGGGUUCCAUUUGGGAAGCCCCAUCUCGAGCAGGAACGUGUUUACACAUACAGACUCCUAGCAGAGCAGACAAUCAGACUUGUGCCUUUUUUAAAUUUUAUUCUCUCUCUACUUUUUUUUUUUUUUUUUUUUUUUUACUUCUAUAAAGGUUUAUGUAAUAUAAAUAUAUUCUCAUAUUUAGUUUUUAAGAGGCUUGUUUGUUGCAAAUAUUAUAGAGAGGUUAUCAAGAACGAACGCGAUGCUUUUGGACGUGGACUUGUGUUUUUGUUUGGAGUUGAGAGAAGAGCCCAACCCGAUGGGCAGCAGAGUCCGUCGGACUGCUUGGAGUGCUGGCCUCGACGAUUCUCCCUUCAGAGACUGAAGUCUCAGCAGAGUCCGUCGGACUGCUUGGAGUGCUGGCCUUGACGAUUCUCCCUUCAGAGACUGAAGUCUGAUUCAGGGGCGUCAAUGUAGAGCACGUGACUGGAUCAUUCUGACUGGGACAAGGCUGAUCGACACAGAGAGGAAGAAAGCGACACAUCGCUCGGUGGGAUAACCUGUUCUGUUCUUACUGUGGGCUUGGAUUCCAUUCAGUGGACAACAUGGGACCAUGAACUUUGCCUGCUUAAAGGUUCAGAGCCUUGGAACGCAAGAGAACAUGUCUCAGACUGAAAUGGACUGGACUGUCGGCUCAGACUGGACUGGACUGUCGGCUCAGACUGGACUGGACUGUCGGCUCAGACUGAAAUGGACUGUCGGCUCAGACUGAAAUGGACUGUCGGCUCAGACUGAAAUGGACUGUCGGCUCAGACUGAAAUGGACUGUCGGCUCAGACUGAAAUGGACUGUCGGCUCAGACUGAAAUGGACUGUCGGCUCAGACUGAAAUGGACUGUCGGCUCAGACUGAAAUGGACUGUCGGCUCAGACUGAAAUGGACUGUCGGCUCAGACUGAAAUGGACUGUCGGCUCAGACUGAAAUGGACUGUCGGCUCAGACUGAAAUGGACUGUCGCCUCAGACUGAAAUGGACUGUCGCCUCAGACUGAAAUGGACUGUCGCCUCAGACUGAAAUGGACUGUCGCCUCAGACUGAAAUGGACUGUCGCCUCAGACUGAAAUGGACUGUCGCCUCAGACUGGACUGUCGCCUCAGACUGGACUGUCGCCUCAGACUGGACUGUCGCCUCAGACUGGACUGUCGCCUCAGACUGGACUGUCGCCUCAGACUGGACUGUCGCCUCAGACUGAAAUGGACUGUCGCCUCAGACUGAAAUGGACUGUCGCCUCAGACUGAAAUGGACUGGACAUGAAAUCAAAAAAAAAUUUAAAGUAAUUUUUUAAAAACUAAAUAUUAUCCUUGCACAAUGUACUUUUUUUAAAAAAAAUUUAAAGAGGUUGAAGGGUGUUAGUCUGUCAGUCAGACUGGUUAAAGGGGAGAGAGAGAUCACACUGUCUGUCAGACUGGUUGAUGGGUAGAGAGAGAGAUCACACUGUCUGUCAGACUGGUUGAUGGGUAGAGAGAGAGAUCACACUGUCUGUCAGACUGGUUGAUGGGUAGAGAGAGAGAUCACACUGUCUGUCAGACUGGUUGAUGGGUAGAGAGAGAGAUCACACUGUCUGUCAGACUGGUUGAUGGGUAGAGAGAGAGAUCACACUGUCUGUCAGACUGGUUGAUGGGUAGAGAGAGAGAUCACACUGUCUGUCAGACUGGUUGAUGGGUAGAGAGAGAGAUCACACUGUCUAUUAGUCAGACUGGUUGAUGGGUAGAGAGAGAGAUCACACUGUCUAUUAGUCAGACUGGUUGAUGGGUAGAGAGAGAGAUCACACUGUCAGUCAGACUGGUUAAAGGGGAGAGAGAGAUCACACUGUCUGUCAGACUGGUUGAUGGGUAGAGAGAGAGAUCACACUGUCUGUCAGACUGGUUGAUGGGUAGAGAGAGAGAUCACACUGUCUGUCAGACUGGUUGAUGGGUAGAGAGAGAGAUCACACUGUCUGUCAGACUGGUUGAUGGGUAGAGCGAGAGAUCACACUGUCUGUCAGACUGGUUGAUGGGUAGAGAGAGAGAUCACACUGUCUAUUAGUCAGACUGGUUGAUGGGUAGAGAGAGAGAUCACACUGUCUAUUAGUCAGACUGGUUGAUGGGUAGAGAGAGAGAUCACACUGUCUAUUAGUCAGACUGGUUGAUGGGUAGAGAGAGAGAUCACACUGUCUGUCAGACUGGUUGAUGGGUGUCAGUCUAACGAUCCUAGUAAAGAUCUGCACACCAGCCAGCCAGCCUGACUCUCCUGUUAUUUUAACUUAUGUGCCAGUUUUUGUGUCGAGUCAGAGACUAAAUAAACUACAUAAACUCC
Salvelinus fontinalis (brook trout) is the source of this 5859-nucleotide messenger RNA. RefSeq names its product sorting nexin-18-like. The record is from RefSeq and is a predicted model, not a curated record. Gene Ontology annotation, biological process: cleavage furrow formation; endosomal transport; endocytosis. NCBI's taxonomy places the organism in Eukaryota, Metazoa, Chordata, Actinopteri, Salmoniformes, Salmonidae. Gene Ontology annotation, cellular component: cytoplasmic vesicle; plasma membrane. The coding region runs from base 356 to 2128 and encodes 590 amino acids. Gene Ontology annotation, molecular function: protein binding; phosphatidylinositol binding. The transcript is spliced from 3 exons.